Agrilus planipennis (emerald ash borer) is the source of this 1006-nucleotide messenger RNA. Its product is annotated as protein THEM6-like. The record is from RefSeq and is a predicted model, not a curated record. NCBI's taxonomy places the organism in Eukaryota, Metazoa, Arthropoda, Insecta, Coleoptera, Buprestidae. Bases 58 to 687 code for a protein of 209 amino acids. The transcript has 3 exons.
GUUAGAAAUAGCGGCAAAAGUUGAUAGAUAUAACAUUUUCUUAAACCGAGUUCCAAUAUGGAUCCAUUAGUUAUAUGGAUCAUUGUUUUAACAAUUAUCAUUUUUUUUCAAAUAUGUUUUGAUAUUAGUUAUUUUUUACGUACUGUUUGGGUGACAUUUAUUGCUAUGUGUUUUAAGAAAACUAUUGAUAUUUCGGAUGAAACAACCAUCACAGGUUUUUGUUUUACUACCGAUUUGGAUCAAUUUUUGCAUGGUAUGAACAACUCAAAAUAUUUACGAGAAGUUGACUUUGCCAGACUCGAUUUUUCGAUUCGAUUGGGAUCAAUGAGAGCUAUUGCAGAAAAUAAGGGUGCAGGUGCCGUAAAAAAGGCCACAAUUGUCUACUGUCGAUUUAUUAAGUUAUCAACUAUAUUCAAGAUAAAAACUAAGCUUUUGUAUUGGGACAACAAAAGCUUCUAUUUGCAGUACAAAUUUAUAACGAAAGGAGGUUUAAUCAAUGCGUUUGUUAUUCAAGAAGUGAAAAUGAUAAACUGCACCUGUGAAAGUAUUUUGGAAUCAAUUUCACAACGGAUUAAACAAACCGUUAAGAAACCCGAACCCCCUGAAUUUUUGGUGAAAUGGAUAGAAGGAAAUUCAAAUUUACAAGACGAUAAAAGUGCAAGCAUUACAACUAUUACCACAAUGUAAAAUUGAAAGUUUGCCAGUACUUUUUCACCUAAAAUAAAGUUAUAAUAUUUUAACAAUAUUAUUGUAUAAAUAGACUAUAAGAAUGUGAUGUUAAUAAAGUACAACUGCGUUAUUUAUUUUAUACCCUAAAUGCCUAAAUGUUACUUGAAAUUCUAGCCAAAAUCGAUUUUGUAGGGCAAUGAAAAUAGCAGAGAUAAGGUCAAGGUCAACAGAGAAUCGAAGAUUGUAAAAAUAUGAAUUUACAUAUCUUCCAUAAGACUAGCUGUUUAAAUUAAUUAUUCAUUAAGCCUAAUAAUUAACUAUAAAACUUAUAUAACAA